AUGCUGGAGUGUGUGGAAAACAGCAUCAAGGUGAUCGUGGUGGGGGACGGCAAUGUGGGCAAGACGUCAAUGUUGCGGCGGUUCGUCAAGGGGGAGUUCGUGAACCAGUACAAGAAAACUAUUGGGGCAGAAUUUAUGGAGAAAAAUGUCUUCCUGCACCAAUCCAACACGACAGUGAAGCUCAUGCUCUGGGAUACGGCUGGGCAGGAGGUGUUCAAUUCCCUCACCCAGGCGUAUUACCGUGGUGCUGGCGCGGCAAUACUGGCGUUCAGCACAGUCGAUAAGCACAGUUUUAUGAAUGUGGUGAACUGGAAGAGGAAUGUCGAGAACGUGUGUGGUAUUAUUCCAAUGGUCCUUUGCCAGACAAAGUUUGACCUUGCACACGACGCGGCCAUCACGAACGAGGAGGCAGAGCAGCUAGCAAUAGAGCUUCAGUUGCCAUUUUUUCGCGUAUCCACGAAGGACGACUUCAACGUGACGCAGCUCUUCGAAUACACGGCUGGGAUGUGCCUGAGCGAGGAGCCGGGAGAGAAUCGGAGUGCGCCACUGGAGGCGUCUUCACAACUCAGUAGAAAUAAGGUUCCUGGUGCGAUGGCCACGAGGCCCGGAACCCAGUCAAUGAUGCGCGUUGACCUGAGGGCGUCAAAACCAGGGGACAAGAAGAAGAAGAAGAAGCUCUGUACACUAAUUUGA
Messenger RNA from Trypanosoma conorhini, 693 nucleotides. Its product is annotated as small G-protein. The record is from RefSeq and is a predicted model, not a curated record. Lineage: Eukaryota; Euglenozoa; Kinetoplastea; Trypanosomatida; Trypanosomatidae. Bases 1 to 693 code for a protein of 230 amino acids. The transcript has a single exon. Gene Ontology annotation, molecular function: GTPase activity; GTP binding.